AUGGUGGUUACAGAAAGUCUUCGUACUGUCACCUACAUGCGGAAUAAUGCUGCCACAGGUGAUGGUGGCAGCAAUGGGACAUUCUUCAGGGUUGUUCUCCUAGUUCGUAGAGAAAAGUAUGAUGAAGCACUUGAAUAUGUCAAAAGAGCAAGGAAGUGUUUGGCAACUGAGCUUGCUGCUUUGGUCAUCGAUUACUGUACUCUUCUAGUUGGCAACUCUAUUUCCUUAAACGUCAGGUCAUCAUUAACUAUUCUUGUCUCCCAGCAGCUAAUCGUCCUGUUCAUGGACCCCGGUAAAAUCCUGCACCUAGUUGAUCAACUUUGUCUGGACCUGAAUGAUGAGUUCAGGAGAUAUCUUCCUAUAAUUCUUCUAUCUGGAUAUGGAAAGACUCCACAUUAUAUGAAAGUUGAUCGGGACAAAUGGGCUGAUGAAGAUGAUGAUGCAGGUCCUGCUGCUGACCUUGACAUGGGAGGGGUGGAUUUCUCAAGUGGCCCUGACAUUGACAUGACAACAGAGGAUACAUGGGGCGUCAACUACCAAGCCCUACAAGAUCUGUUUGAAUUACCGGAGGCAAGGAUGGAUGUAAUAAAGUAUGAGGUUGGAGUUCAAAUGAUUGAAAUAUACAAUGAACAAGUCAAAGAUUUGCUGAUAAAAGUCAGAUUCGAUUUCCAAUUUGGUGUAUCUCCCAAGAUUCUGGACCCUGUAUAUCUAGGACACGAGUUUCCUCUUCCUCUACAUUUAGCAGAAUCAGAGUCUACCCAAACUUGUGAAAUCCAUGCACACAAAGGUGAUAGGGUGAAAGUUCAUUAUCGGGGGAAACUUACUGAUGGAACUGUUUUCGAUUCCAGCUUUGAAAGGGGUGACCCAAUUGAAUUCGAACUUGGUACUGGUCAGGCUAGUGAACAGUCUCAUGGCCCUAUGAUUGAACCUUCAAAUGAAAUCUCUAGACUUAUGUUUCUGUAUUGCAGGAUUGGGCCAAUGAACUCUGAAAUCAAGCAAAGAAAGUUAAUGUUGGAUACGAUAGAGGCUGGAGAAGAACUGAUGCCACAUAGGAUUCCGGUUGACACAGGUGACUUUGGAGAUACACCAAAUGACUUAAAUUUCUGCUUAAAUGGUCUCAUAUGGCCUGAUCGGACUCCUCACCCUGCUGUAAAUGAGGUCAAGUAUUGCUAUCAACCAAUUAAAAUUUUGUUCACCAAUGGCGUAAUUAAGGUGAUGUUGGUUCUUGAAACGAGACUCAAGAUAUCAUAUUUUGGCAUGGCUAGAAGCUUUGGAGGAACCGAGACUCAAGCAAAAGUAAACACACAGAGAUUUGUUGGCACAUAG
Messenger RNA from Lactuca saligna, 1326 nucleotides. Lineage: Eukaryota; Viridiplantae; Streptophyta; Magnoliopsida; Asterales; Asteraceae. The record is from the annotation of a GenBank genome assembly.